AAUCAAAUCGGAGAUAACGUGCGUUUAUCGGUUACUACAGUGUCAUACCCCCCACUUUAUUCAUGUUCAAAAAAUUAAAACAGUUCUUAUGAAAAAUUUAAUCCCAGUGUAAUAAUAAGUUUAAUGGCUUUCGAACACUUCGCAUAUAAUGUUAAAAACUUGUACAGCGAAAAACUGCCUGUAUCAGUGAAGACCAGAAAUGGGGAGCGAUCGCAGCAUCUUCAUGUCAAUCUUGACCUGGAAACCAAAAACUGUGGAGAGAAGGUGAUGGUGAUCAAAUUGACAGACGAAAAUGAUCCCUAUUUCCUUUUCACAACUGCCAUGACAUCGAAGGAUUACGAGGUUUGUCGAAUUUCUCAAGGUUUUCUUGUCACUUUUGAGGAAUUCCCUGCGCAGGUCGUCAGAUUUCUAGAUCUUUGCAAAUUGGGAACAUCACCUCAGUCAGCGAAGUACACACUCUGUCUGGAAGAAGCUAGGGAUUCAAAUUCAGAUCUGAACUCCCCCACAAUUUUUGUUUUAAAAGUUAUUGAAAUUAACUUUUUUAAGCAAUCCUGUCAUCUUGCCCUUCAGUUAAAUGCUGCAUCAGAUAAAGAGAUCAUUCAGCAAAUGUCUUCACUGAUAAAACGGCUCAAAGAAAAUGGGAACAAAUAUUGUAGUAUCAUCAAUGAAUUGGAGGAGAAACUUGCAGAGUCAAUCAGGAGUUUCGAAUCAAAAAGUAGAGAGUACGAUGAUCUAAGUAAACGAUGGCAAGACGAAAAAAGAAAUUGGAAAACAUCACAAUGCAGAGAAUUGGAAAAAGAAAAAGAGCAGCUGACGCAGGUUAAGAAAAAUUUAGAAAACAAAUUCCUCAGUGAAAGGAAUGAAAUUGAGGACAAGUUCAAAAGCAAAAUCAAAAAGCUAGAGGAAGAGCUUGCGCGAAGUAGACAUGAGCAUGAAGUGCUCUCUAAAAAGGAAAGUCUCGUUGAAGCUUCAUGUAGACAACGGUGCAAUAAAAUGGAAUUGCUUGAAAAGGAAAAUGCCUCUCUACUCAGUGAUGUGGUCGCCCUGCGGAAACGCAAUAAUCAACUUGAUAAAGAAUGCUAUGAUAAAGAAGCAAAUUUGAACAUGCUAAUCACGAAAUCUGCUGUUCUCGAGCAAGAGGUCAAAGAUAAACGUCUUCUUGUAACAAAACAACAAGAAUUACUCAGGUUAGCAAGCGAUAACAAAAGUCGACUUGAAGAAAUAAUAAAUGACAAAGAGACCAUUCUGAAGAAAAAACAAGAAACACUGAAAAGUAUAACUGACGAGCUAGUCACUGCAAAUCAAGUUAUCAAUAAUUUGAGUUCGGAAAUUUUAUCCUUGAAGGACAAAUUGAAAACCCGAACAAAUGUAGUUCUCGAGCAAGAAAAACUUAUAGAGAGUAACAAGCAUUUUAUCAACAAUCUUGAAAAGGAAAUUUCAAAUCUUAAAGAACAGUUAAAGUCAUCCUCUGAACAAGAAUUGUCAUUAAAGAAACAGGUUGAUGAAUUAGAAGAAAAACUACACCUGACUGAAGAUAAAUUGAAAAGCAACGAAAAUGUUAUCAACUUUUUACACAGGAAAUUGAAUGAUCAACAGACGAAGCCUCUUUCAAGUCUUUCAGAUGUACCCGCAAGACCCAUAUCCAAAUUUGCAGCUCUGAGUAGGCCAAUCUCUGCUGAUCCUUCUAAGUCAUCAAAACAGUCAUUUUUCACUUCCACGCCUUACGGAAUAAAUGGUUUACCCGCUACGACUCAAAGUAUCGAUGGUCCCAGAUCUAGUUAUUUGACAGCCAAAGUUCCCUCUAGAAAAUCAGCACCCACUGCUUUGGGAAAUGACUUAGUCUCAAGGUUUACCCCAGAUGCAAUUUCAACUGAAAAUAGAAAUGGUUUAUUGAAGUGAUAAUGAUCAUAUCUUGAAGAUUUUUAUAUGAAGAUUUUUUUUCUUUUAUGUGGUGGGAGUUAACUCAAAAAAUUCCCUUAAUUUUUAGAUCUAUUUUUAAUUGUUUCUUUUUAGGGUGCAUUUAAAACCUAACGAUCUCUCUAUUCUAAUACUCACAAUAAGAACAAUUUCUACAGCGCCGCCCAUUUUAUCCAUAGGGGAUAUUGAACACAAAAAAAAAGUGUAAAUUUUAUUAUGUUUCGUAAAUUCCGUACGAGUAGUGACAUUGACUGUCAUAGUCCUUUUUUUUAACAGUCUUAAGAUUUUACUCCCUAAAUGAUGUAGAUGAUCUAACGGUGAAAAAAAUAGUUUUAUCCAACUGGUCGUUCAACCUUUUUUUGUUGCAUUGUGCGACUUUUUUGCUAAAUGGUAGGUAAUUGCUGAAAAUCCUUUAGUUAUUUGACUUCAUUUUGCAAUUAGGAACUACAAUUUCUGGCUUAUCCGCUAAAACACUUGUGUGCAUAGAGAAACCAUUGGUACACGCGUCAUUUCUACGCUGAGCCAGAAAUUGUAGAUCCCGAUUGCAAAACAUAGUCCAUUUUAACGGAUCAACCAGAAUCACCAUUAUUUUCUCCCAAUUAAAUUUAUUUUAACAGAGAACUAAUCUACUUAAUGCCUGUAAGCUUUCCGCAAAUUUAUUUUGUGCAGAACACUUUCAUGAAAUUUCAAGCUUCAGUGCUCCUAGGUUUUCUGUGUAAGUACAAAACAAAACAUUAGAGCAAAUUAGGCAACAUCUGAUUAGGCUGAUUUGGGUUGAAUCGGUUCGAAUAGUAACGACGUAAGGUCCUCUAAUUAUUACAAUGUGUUUGAAAAUCUGUGGGCAAAAACUAGAUUCGCUGUAGAACUUGACAACUUAUGUAUGUUUUGUAAUUUAAUGCUCAAGGGCAAAAACUAGAUUUGCUGUAGAACUAGACAACUUGUUAAUGUUUUGUAAUUUAAUGCUCAUGAAAAUCCUGUUAUAAGUGUGUAAAUAUGUUGAAAGUGUAUAUUAUUUAUGUAUAUUUUUCUGAGCGACAAUGAGAAAAAACUUGACAAGGAUAAAUAAGAAAAUUGCACCUCUUUAUUUAAGACAAUUAAUCGUACUUUCUAAGUUCAAAUUUACAAGUUCAUUCAACAGUGAAAUGCAAAAUAAGGUGAAAUGUAGAAAGAUGUGUCUUAAUUUAAAAUUAAUAUAAAAGACCGAACCUGAAAAAUA
Messenger RNA from Bemisia tabaci, 3133 nucleotides. RefSeq names its product spindle assembly abnormal protein 6 homolog. Gene Ontology annotation, cellular component: centrosome; centriole. The record is from RefSeq and is a predicted model, not a curated record. Lineage: Eukaryota; Metazoa; Arthropoda; Insecta; Hemiptera; Aleyrodidae. Gene Ontology annotation, biological process: centriole replication.